Molecule: messenger RNA, 792 nt
Organism: Otolemur garnettii (small-eared galago)
Lineage: Eukaryota; Metazoa; Chordata; Mammalia; Primates; Galagidae
Product: protein kinase C eta type-like
Exons: 5
Coding region: 1-630 (209 amino acids)
Biological process (GO): protein phosphorylation
Molecular function (GO): ATP binding; protein serine/threonine kinase activity
Source: RefSeq, a predicted model, not a curated record
AUGGGUUCACGAGAUCUGAAACUGGACAAUGUCCUGUUGGACCAUGAGGGUCACUGCAAAUUGGCAGACUUUGGCAUGUGCAAGGAGGGGAUUUGUGACGGAGUCGCCACGGCCACCUUCUGCGGCACGCCUGACUACAUUGCUCCAGAGAUCCUCCAAGAGAUGCUGUACGGGCCUGCCGUGGACUGGUGGGCCAUGGGUGUGCUGCUCUAUGAGAUGCUGUGUGGCCACGCGCCCUUUGAGGCAGAGAAUGAAGAUGACCUUUUCGAGGCCAUCCUGAAUGAUGACGUGGUCUACCCAACUUGGCUCCAUGAAGAUGCCACAGGGAUCCUAAAAUCUUUCAUGACCAAGAACCCCACCAUGCGGCUGGGCAGCCUGACCCAGGGCGGGGAGCAGGCCAUCCUGAGACAUCCUUUCUUUAAGGAGAUCGACUGGGCCCAGCUGAACCACCGCCAACUAGAGCCGCCUUUCAGACCCAGAAUUAAAUCCAGAGAAGAUGUCAGUAAUUUUGACCCCGACUUCAUAAAGGAAGAGCCGAUUUUAACUCCAAUCGAUGAGGGCCAUCUUCCUAUGAUUAACCAGGAGGAGUUUAGAAACUUUUCCUAUAUGUCUCCAGAACUGCAACCAUAGUCUCACAGGGAGUGAGAGGGAUGGCAGGAGACUCAAGGGGAAGAGAGAUUAUCCGGGAUUUCCUUUGCGGAAAUUCCCUCUCAUCAGCCUUAGAACAAGAGCCUUACCUCUGAGGGGCAAGUGGAGAACUCUGAAGGACCUUGAAGAGAUCAACUAUUUCAG